GUGGGCAAAAUUAAUCGACUUCUAUAAUGCCCCUCACUUAACUCCACAUCUCGCAACUCUACUUUUCAUUUUUCAAUUCAAGCCAACCAAGCAAAAGGGUCAAUCUUCCGUUCGAAGGGGCGAAAGAUCAGCCACCACGUCUCUCAGUUUCUCUCGGUGUGCAUUUUCUGUAGAGGGCUAAUUCGCAGUGACAAUGUCCAACAUAAUUCUUUUUGAGGAUAUUUUUGUUGCGGACAAGUUAGAUCCAGAUGGUAAAAAGUUUGCUAAAGUUACUCGAAUUGAAGCCCGUAGCGAGAACUGUGACAUGUUCAUGCUCCUAGAUGUAAUUGCGGAGAUAUAUCCAAUGAGGAAAGGAGAAAGGUUUACAAUGGCAUUAGCUGACACAUUGAAUUUGGACGGAACGCCUGAAACUGGCUAUUAUGCUCAGGGAGGAAAGAAAACAGUUGCAGACAAGUACGAAUACAUCAUGCAUGGAAAACUAUACAAGAUCACUGAGAAAAAUUCUGGCAAAGUGAUUAGGAAGGAGCUAUAUGUUUCAUAUGGUGGACUUCUAAUGAGGCUUAAGGGGGAUCCUUCUCAUUUCGCUCGGUUCAAGCUUGAUCAGAGCCUUUUUCUCCUCAUAAGGAAGUUGUAAAACUGCUUUUGCAACACUUAAACUUAGAUCUCUAAGCCUUGGAUCUAGCUUUGUUUUUCGGAUAAUCUGAUCUUAUUGGGAAGAUAUUUUGUUGUGAUGUUGGCAUGCAGCCUAUAUAUAUGCAAUAUAUCUAAUUUAGUUUUGUA
This is a messenger RNA of Tripterygium wilfordii, 780 nucleotides long. Its product is annotated as DNA-directed RNA polymerases II, IV and V subunit 8B-like. Bases 194 to 634 code for a protein of 146 amino acids. Gene Ontology annotation, biological process: DNA-templated transcription. The record is from RefSeq and is a predicted model, not a curated record. Gene Ontology annotation, cellular component: RNA polymerase I complex; RNA polymerase III complex; RNA polymerase II, core complex. Lineage: Eukaryota; Viridiplantae; Streptophyta; Magnoliopsida; Celastrales; Celastraceae. Gene Ontology annotation, molecular function: DNA-directed RNA polymerase activity. The transcript is spliced from 5 exons.